This is a messenger RNA of Calypte anna (Anna's hummingbird), 4950 nucleotides long. RefSeq names its product septin 5 (gene SEPTIN5). NCBI's taxonomy places the organism in Eukaryota, Metazoa, Chordata, Aves, Apodiformes, Trochilidae. Gene Ontology annotation, biological process: regulation of exocytosis; cytoskeleton-dependent cytokinesis. The transcript has 11 exons. Gene Ontology annotation, molecular function: molecular adaptor activity; GTP binding; GTPase activity. Gene Ontology annotation, cellular component: microtubule cytoskeleton; cell division site; septin ring. Bases 437 to 1582 code for a protein of 381 amino acids. The record is from RefSeq and is a predicted model, not a curated record.
GCAGCUGACUAAACCCAUCUGACACAGGGAGACAGACUUAUGGCUGGGGCAGCAUCCGGUGCCUGCACAGCCUCUCCGCUGGACAGUGGCCGAGCCAGAGCCAUUGCGUGGUGGCUUUUGUCCUGUCCUUGUUGGCAGGCUCCUCCCGCAGCACAGGCGGAGGCAGGAAAUCCCGGGCAGCUGCCGUGGGGAACCCGCUCCCCUCUCCUCUUUUCGCCGGGCCGCCGAGGCGAGCAGAGCAGAGCCAGCCCUGCGUGUGGUGUGUGCGUGGUGUGUGUGUGUUUGUGUGUGUGUGUUUGUGUGUGUGUGGUGUGUGUGCGUGUGUGUGUGGGCGGGGGGGCUGCCGCAUGGAUUUCGCGAAGGCUGGGAGGGAACACAUGGGUUGGGUUUUUUUUUUCUUGGCCCGCGGUGGCUUCCCGUCCUGCCGGCCGUGGUUAUGGAUUCGAUCAUUAUCCAGGAGCGGUUAGUGGAGCGGCUGCUUUCUCCCAGGACUCAGGCACAGCGAAGCCACCCAGCCAAGCUGAAGGACCAUGAGAAGCAGUACGUGGGCUUUGCCACUCUGCCAAACCAGGUCCACCGGAAAUCAGUGAAGAAGGGUUUCGACUUCACCCUGAUGGUAGCAGGAGAGUCGGGUCUGGGCAAAUCCACGCUGGUGAAUAGCCUGUUCCUGACAGACCUCUACAAAGACAGAAAGCUCCUCAAUGCAGAGGAGAGAAUCAACCAGACAGUGGAGAUUGUGAAGCACACGGUGGACAUAGAGGAGAAGGGUGUCAAGCUGAAGCUGACCAUAGUGGACACACCAGGCUUUGGAGAUGCUGUUAACAACACUGAGUGCUGGAAGCCCAUCACUGACUACAUCGACCAGCAGUUUGAGCAGUAUUUCCGUGAUGAGAGCGGCCUGAACCGUAAGAACAUCCAGGACAACCGAGUGCAUUGCUGCCUCUACUUCAUCUCACCCUUCGGUCACGGACUGAGGCCUGUGGAUGUGGAGUUCAUGAAGGCUCUGCACGAGAAGGUCAACAUUGUACCGUUGAUUGCCAAAGCUGACUGCCUGAUCCCCUCUGAGAUCCGGAAACUAAAAGAGAGGAUCCGGGAAGAGAUUGACAAAUUUGGCAUUAAAGUGUAUCAGUUUCCUGAGUGUGACUCUGAUGAGGAUGAGGAGUUCAAGCAGCAAGACAGAGAGCUAAAGGAGAGUGCUCCCUUUGCUGUCAUCGGCAGUAACACUGUGGUGGAGGCCAAAGGCCAGCGAGUCCGUGGACGGCUCUACCCCUGGGGCAUUGUAGAAGUGGAAAACCAGGCACACUGUGACUUUGUGAAGCUGCGGAACAUGCUGAUCCGGACACACAUGCAUGACCUGAAGGAUGUCACCUGUGAUGUCCACUAUGAGAACUACAGAGCUCAGUGCAUCCAGCAAAUGACCAGCAAACUGACUCAGGACAACAGGAUAGAAAGCCCAAUUCCUAUCCUGCCUCUCCCAACACCAGACACUGAGACAGAGAAGCUGAUCAAAAUGAAGGAUGAGGAGUUACGGCGGAUGCAAGAGAUGCUGCAGAAGAUGCAGCAGCAGAUGCAGGAUCAAUGAGAGGCAGGUACUUGGAGGGCAGAGGGAAUUCCCUGGUGACCAUCUGAGGCCUGGCAAGAGCUGUGGAUGUUUAGAAAAGGUUUCCUGUUGUAUAGAGACUUGUGGGCAAGAGCUGUACCCGCACCCUCUAAUUUAUUAUCAGCAGUGCUGGCUUUGUGGUCAGCUGGAUUGUGGAGGAGGCUGUUCACUUAACAGUUUACUGAUGUGUAUUUCUUUUUUAAUAAUUAUUCUUUCUUUUUUCUUUCUCUAUUUUUUUUAAAGAAAAUAACCUGGGAAGUCUCUAAGGCAUUGAAAAAAAAAAUAUCCCUUUCCCAUGUACUAAUCUUUUGUUUGGGAAUGCUCUGUUAUUUAAAGUCCUGGUUUCUCUGGUGUACAAACUUGAAGACUAUCUGUGUCAAUGCACGUAAAUGUUUACUCCCAACUGAGGUGCUGUGCCCCUCACCACAUUCCCUUUGUCUGGGGCCAGCACAAGCAUUGUAAAGGCAGUCAGAUCCUCCUGUGAGUUUGACCUGUGCUGCUCAGGCUUCUCAGCCUGGGACCAGCCUGAGCCCUAAGAGCUGGGGCUGAGAGUUUCUCUGUGCACUGACCUGCUCAGGGGUCCUGAUGGUUGUUUGGUUUCCUGCUUGGAUUUUUCUGAGGUUUUCUUGUUCAGUUGGUUAGUUUUGUUUUUUUUAUCAAGAAACUCCAGUAUCUUUGCAAUGAGUAGCACCUUUCCAGCCAUGGUUUCCUUCCAUGGCAGGCCAGAGGUGUUUGUAGAGGAACCCCAGUGCCCUGCAGAUGAGUGAGGGUAUCUUAUGGUUAAGUUGCGGUCAUCCAGCUGCAGGAUGUCUCCAGCAUCUGCUCUGGAAAGCAAUGUGGCAGCCAGAGUGCUUGGCUGGGACUACUUUAGAGGGGGUUAAAACCCUAGGGCUGAAAUCCAACCUCAAAGACAGAGAUGUGCCCUACUUCCAGGCUUGGAGGUCCCACAGGCACAUUGCUGACUUUGCCUCUUUCCCCAGGAGAAGUUGUUUAGAUAGGCUUGUACCAGAGACCUGCAAGCCACCUUUCCAGGCAGGUGUUUGGUCAGUGUGGCAGGUGCAGGAGUGUCACUGCAUGGGGUGACACAGGAGGUGUCCCAGCCCAGCCAACUUGGCUCUUGCUUCCCUGCCCUUUCCCUUCUCCCCCUCCCUGAUCUGAGGCUCUUCCUGUGGCAGUGGUGGGAAGGCUGGUGGAACUGCUGGGCAGAGAUAAGAGCACUCUUUGGGUAACAGCUUCUGUCCUGUUCUUGCUUCCUGGGUAUUUUUAACUUUAGUCCAGACAGAGCAGAGCCUGGAAUGUGAUGUGCCUGACCAGACAGGCCUCAGCAGCAACACUGCCGUGUUCACAGGGAAUCAGGGCUAUGGGAGGGAGAGACACUUGGCUCUUUCCUCCAGCUCCAGAGUGCUGCCAUGGGCUGGGCCCUUCUGCUCCUCUGGCUCCCUUGUUGUUAUGUUCCCUUUCCCCUUUUAUAUCUGCUUCUCCAUCUCUGACUCUCCCUGGGUUGGAAGCACAGUGUUGGCCAGGAAUAGCCAGGCCCUAAAUUCUGUAGUUAGAUGCUGUGUUUGUCUGACUCCCCCAUGGGGCUUUAGAGUCCUGAUCAGGGCUUGUCUGGUAGUGAGUAGUUUGGCUGGUUCCAGUUAUUCACUGUACAGAGCCUCUGCUUAGCCAGAACAUGGGCUGUAGGGGCAGGGCUGUGGAAGGAUGAAAUGAAAUGGAAACCUCUUGGCAUGAAUGUGCAAGCUGGGCAGUGGCACUGGCCAACAAUGUUUGGGGUUUUUCUUUCAUUCUUCCCUAUAUUGGGCUCAUAAGUGACAUGGCAGUUGUGGCAGGCCUAGGGCAGGGGAAGUGUUCAGUUUGUCUUCAAUAACAUGCAGGACCAAGCCACUUAAGGAGGAAACACAACCUCUAUUUGUGUGAUGUGGUUUCUUGAGCAGUGGAGUAGCCUGAAACAAGAGCUUCCUCUAGGUUUUUUUGGAGCUGGUUUGUUGCUGUCAGAAGCAGGAGAACUGCUGAAUUCUCAGCUUUAUCUGUGCAAACCUAAUGGGAAACACCUUGCAGUACCUGUCUCCUCUUUUGUUACAGUAGCUUUGUAUGUGAGGAUAGUGUUCAGUUGCAAAUGAGCCUUGUUCAGCUGGAGAUGAUCCUCUUGCAAAUAGAUUCAUUCCUAGAAGAUAAAGGCGACCUUUACUCUUCAGCAUGGACAUAAAAGAGCUGAUAGCUUUUUUCCUGGGCUAUGUGUGGAAGUUCUUGGUGCUGGUGAGAGCAGAGGGUACAGUAGCCACUGGCAGUCAGAAUUGCUGAGGGUGAAUCUGCCCCUGUCCCUCCGGGUGAGGGGGGUUCAGUGCACAUGGCUCCUCUGUCAAGUCAGUAGUCACAAAUCUGUCCUAUACAGAGAGCUGAAGAAGCUUUCAGCUACCAGCUAGCAAAGAUGGUUCAAGUUGCACUUAGAAAAAAUGCACAGGAGUGAGGCACCAGAGGGGGCAGUGGUGCCAUUCAAAUCAGGUCUCCCUCAGGUAGGAGGUUCCGAGCCCAAAGCACCACAGCUUGAAUGCUGCCUGGAUUGUAGAUCAAUCCCUUGAUUGUAGACUGGCUUUGGAGAGCACCAGGGAUUCAGACUCCAUCCUGGAAAGUGGCAUCUGUUUAAUAAACAAGGAAUGUUUGGUACUUCUGCAUUGAGCUGCCCGGUAAGCAGAGAAGAGUCUCCUGAAAAAAUGUAGGUGGCCACUUGGCUCUGUCAGUGAGAACUCUGGAUAGGAAAGUGACUUAACACCUCCCCUCACCAAACCCUCCACAGCUUCAUAUGGACCUCUGCACCACCCAGGCACAUUCCCACACCUCUGCCAAGCUUUGCCUUGCUGACUGAGUCCCUGCAGGAGUGGUGUCCCACUCGGCAGAGCUGUCCCAGCUACAUCUUGGACCUUGUGCCUGACUGGGGAGGGAGCCAUGGCAUGAACUCCUUAUGUGCUGCUGCUGUGCUGGUCCUGCCUGUGCAGUCCUUGCUGCCUCCCUGCAUGCCACCCUGCCGAGGAGGGGUCCCACUCUUGGUGCUCUGUGCUGGCAUUCCCUGCUCCUCCUCACAAACCCUGCUGUUCUUUAACGCUGGCUUGCUCCUGCCAUGCAACUUCCUCACCCCCUGCUCCAUUCCUAGGCUUUUUGUUUCUUGUCCAUCUGUUGGGUUAUUAUAAUAUAUAUAUUUUUUGUAAAUUUCUGUUUGAACAUUUUGUCAUUGUGAACAAAGAAAAAUGAAACCUUUUAAAACAUAUCCAUUUUAUUAAAUGAUUAUUGUUAUUAUUAUUAAUAAUGUUUACUACCUGAAUUGAUCAGUGAAAUAAAUACGUUCAAAACCCCAA